Lathyrus oleraceus (garden pea) is the source of this 765-nucleotide messenger RNA. RefSeq lists its product as uncharacterized. The transcript is spliced from 2 exons. The record is from RefSeq and is a predicted model, not a curated record. Lineage: Eukaryota; Viridiplantae; Streptophyta; Magnoliopsida; Fabales; Fabaceae. The coding region runs from base 1 to 765 and encodes 254 amino acids.
AUGAAAACUGUAACAGGUUUUGGAAAGUGCUAUGAAAUGCUUGUCAAAGAAUUUAUUGUGAACAUCUCCAAGGAGUGUGACGACAAAAGGAGCAAGGAGUUUAGAAAAGUGUAUGUCAGAGGAAAAUGUGUGGAUUUUUCUCCUGAAAUAAUCAAUAGGUUCUUGGGUAAAAAUGAAGAAGAACAAGCUGAAAUUGAAGUCUCUGACAAUGUCAUCUGCAGAGAGAUUACUGCUAAGAAAGUGAAGGAAUGGCCAAGGAAAAGGAAACUGUUUGUUAGUGCCUUGAGUGUCAAUUAUGUUGUUCUCCACAGAAUUGGAGUUGCAAAUUGGGUUCCAACCAAUAACACCUCCAAUAUAGUUGUUGGGUUAGCUUUUCCAUUAUUAAUCUGUGGGGUUAUCCUAAUUCAACACCCUAGCAUCUUAAUCAACUCUGAUAGUACAUGCAAAAGGGACCCUCAUCUCUCAUUGCAUUAUAGGUUGUUCACUGAGAAACAUGUCCCAGACAUUAUCAUGACAUCUGGACAGACUCCUUCAAGGCCUACCAACAGAACAAGCAUUCUAGCUGAGCUGAAAGUCACAUGCAAGACAUUGUAUGAAACUAUAAAAAGAUGUAUUGAAAGGAAAAGUAAUAUUGAAAUGUUGAUUAAGGCUCUAUCUGAAGAAGAAGGAGAUUUGAAAAAUGAUGGAACAAAUGAAGAAAAGGAAAAUGAAGAUGGGGCUGAUACAAGUGAUGAUGAAGAUGUUACCAGCAAUGACGAAGAUUGA